Molecule: messenger RNA, 933 nt
Organism: Photinus pyralis (common eastern firefly)
Lineage: Eukaryota; Metazoa; Arthropoda; Insecta; Coleoptera; Lampyridae
Product: pinin-like
Exons: 4
Coding region: 139-933 (264 amino acids)
Cellular component (GO): catalytic step 2 spliceosome
Source: RefSeq, a predicted model, not a curated record
AGUUCGAUUGCAUUCAAUUUAAGGCUGUUUAAUGUUUUCGCUUGAAUAUACGAAAAGUAUGGAAAGCGACUAAACGAAUUUCCGCAAUACUAAAUCGAGUUAGUUAAGCAUUAGCCAAACUGUGUUCGGGUGUACACAAUGGGUACUGCAAGAUUAAAAUCCUUCAGCGACUUACAAUCAGAAUUAGAGCGAUCUAAAUGUAGCCUAAAAAGGAUAGAUGAAAACAUAAAACGUCUAAUGGGAAGAUGCCCUUUUGAAACAAUCCCUCGACCUGGAAUUAAAAGGAAUUUACCUAUUGAGGAAAACACGAGUAACUUCGACCAUGAUGAGCCGCUCAAUAAACGAAGGCAGCUUUCCGAAAAACCUUCACCUUACGAACUCAAAAUUCUACAACCGCCACAAAAUCAGUUGAUUAUCAAACUUAUAGUAACCCGACGCGCGGAUCGGGGUCGGCAGUUAGCCUUAGCGGCCCAAAACACCGAUGAUAAAUCCACAGCGAGAAACCGUAGGAUGUUCAGGGUUCUCUUGGGUACCUUGAAAAAGUUUCAACAGGAAGAAGCUAAGCUAAAGUCAAAGGAGCAAAAAAGAGCACGGGUAGAAAAAAGGAUUGAGGAACGCGAAAUAAGAGAGAAAGCGAGAAUAAAGAAAGAACGACGGGACUUAUUUUUCAUCCGAUAUCGAAAGCAAGCCGAAAUUGAGGCGAUGGAGUUCCAAAUGGCACGUAUGCUCGAUUAUGAGGUAUGGGAAGAGCGUCAGAAACUUAGGAAAAAUUUCAUUCUUACAAAGGCGAAGCCUCACAUUUGCUACUUGCCUGGGCGGGUAAAUAAUGCGACCAAGGGCCUUUUAAAAAAAAGCAAAUUCCAUAUCAACAGAAUUAUCGAGAAACGUCAGUCGGAGGUUUCUAGAGAACUACGACAUAUGAGUGUCGAAUGA